Molecule: messenger RNA, 880 nt
Organism: Saccostrea echinata
Lineage: Eukaryota; Metazoa; Mollusca; Bivalvia; Ostreida; Ostreidae
Product: EKC/KEOPS complex subunit Tp53rkb-like
Exons: 3
Coding region: 1-738 (245 amino acids)
Biological process (GO): protein phosphorylation
Cellular component (GO): EKC/KEOPS complex; nucleus; cytosol
Molecular function (GO): ATP binding; protein serine/threonine kinase activity
Source: RefSeq, a predicted model, not a curated record
AUGGCAAAUUUCCUUGGAAGCAAAACAAUAAUUAACUUGAGUAAAACAAAAAAGAAGAAAAAAGUGAGCAUGGAGUUGUGGAAGCAAGGAGCUGAGGCAAAAAUUUACAAAACAAACUUUUACGGCAAACCUUGCAUCGUCAAAGAACGUUUUGUGAAAUCUUACAGACAUCCCAGUCUUGACAAAUCACUGACAGCUCAUCGAGUUAAGUCUGAAGUUAGAGCAAUGUUAAGAUGCAGGAUGAAUGGUAUACUCACACCUACAGUGUAUUUUGUAAAUAUGGAUACAUCAUGCAUCUAUAUGGAAGAAAUACAAGAUUCUGUGACUGUAAAAGACUACAUAAAAAGUGUUCAAAGUAGCAAGAACUUAACAGAAGCUGUAAAAACUCUAACACCAUUGGCACAGACUAUUGGAAACACAUUGGGUAUCAUGCACAAGCAAAACAUCGUUCAUGGGGACCUGACAACUUCUAACAUGCUCCUUCGGGGAGAACCAUCUGAUAACAAACUCUAUCUUAUUGACUUUGGAUUAAGUUUCUUUGAAAAUUUAUCAGAAGACAAAGGAGUGGACUUGUAUGUAUUGGAGCGAGCACUUUUAAGCACUCAUCCAAAUACAGAAAAGUUGUUUGAUGUAAUACUGCAGGCUUACUGUAAGAGCAAUGACACAGGAUCAAAAGAAGUUACAGCUAAGCUGGAGGAGGUCAGAAUGAGAGGGAGAAAGAGAACAAUGGUCGGCUGAAUUCAAGACUUUAGAUUAUUUUUACAACAAAUUAUAACCUCUUAAAACAUUGAAAUUAAGGACUUUGAUACAGUAUAUAUGUAUGAAGAAAAUUUAAUGACUGUUUAUGAAAGUAUAUUUUCAAAAAAAUAGUGUAUCUGUU